GAGUGGUGGGGGAAACCUCGGGAGACAUGGCAGGACGCCGGUGGGUGCAGCAGUUACCAUGACGACGCCCUGGCGGUCGGGUUGCUGCUCAGGAGAUGAGAGGGAAAGUGCGGCAAGGUUUAGAGAGCCGGCGGCUUUAGAGGGUGAAACGGCCUGGGGUUAUGACAGGCGAAGCGCAGCACCCCCGGCAGGCUCUUAGCUGGAAAGAAAAACCCGACGAAACUUGCUUCGUUGGGAAGCGAAGGCUGAAAAGUUACUGGCUCGAUUGAAGUCGGCGUAGCGUUCCCUGGCCAGAAAAGAGAAUGGGAUUUGUUUAGCUACUUAAUUCACUUGUCUGAAUAUAAUUUUUCGUUCGGAGUCCACAAUUCUGCGUUUUAUUUUAAGAAACAUCCACAAUGAGUGACAAAAAAGAAACCAGUGAAUCUACAGACACGGGAGAUACCACAGAAGGUGGUGACUAUGAAGAUGAUUUUGAGAAAGAUCUUGAGUGGCUAAUUAAUGAAGAAGAAAAAGAAAUUUCUGAUGAUAUACAGAAUCAUGAUGACAAUGAAGAGGAUUUCGAAACAAACACUGACAAAGACUUUGAAGAUAGAAAAAAUCCUUCACAAGAUUCUCUUGAGCCUGAAGAAAUACUGAAGGAUGAGGAACGAAAUUCUUCACAAGAACCUCCUGAGCCUGAGGAAGCUCUAAAUGAUGCAUCACAAAAUGAAAUACAUUCUAUAUUUGAACUUGAUCCUAAGGCAUUAGAACCAGCAUCUGAUACAGAUAGCGAAAGCUCUGGUCAGGAAUCAAGGCUAGAAGACAAGGAGGAAGAUGAUGAAGAAGAUAUAAAGCGUUAUAUCUUAGAAAAAAUUGAAGAAGCUAACAAACUUCUGUUGGGUCAGGACCCUUUAGAUGAAACAAAAGAAAGAAAACUAAAAUUCAACGAAAGUAUAGUAGAACUAGAAGUACCAUCUCUGACAAAUACAGAAGGGGAUAAAAAUGAUCCUAACAGGGAACAAAACAUUGCAGGUAGACUGUCUCAGUUGCGCAUUUCUAAUGAAACAGGACAGGAAGAUAUAGCUCUGUCCAUUAAUGGUGGUAUGGAUGAUGAACACAAAGAUGGCAAGAUCCUAGUAGAAAGAGAUGGGAAAUUUGAACUCUUGAGUAUCCGCGACAUUGAAAGUCAAGGCUUAUUUCCUCCUCUGAGUAUUUCUUUCAGUGACAUUGAAACUCAACAUGUUUCUUCUAAAAGUUCGUAUGCUAGUGCUUUUGGUCCAAAAGACGAGUCCUUCUUGCAAACACCUAUAACAACUUGUUCUCCUUCCAAAGAACGAUAUUUUUUUUUCCCUCAACCACCACCUAUUCGACCAAGCUCUGCCAUCAAUAUUACGAGGAAUAUAGAACGGGGAAGAAGCCCUCGCAGAGUCCAGUCAGCAAAUAUGAGACUUGGUGUAAGAAGUUCUACAUUCUGCUUAUCACCCAGGCAAAAAGAGCUGCAAAAACAAAUAGAGCAAAGAAGAGAGAAAAUAAGAAGAGAGGAAGAAAACCAAAAAAAGAUGCUAGAAGAUGAAAAAAAGAAAGAAAAUGACCGAGUCUUCCAGGCUUGGCUACAAAAGAAAAAAAGCCAAAUGCUGCAGGAGAAAAGAGUUCAGCGUGCAAAGGAAAUGGAGAACUUAAACAGCAGGGAGAAUAGAAAUCCAGAUGAAGCUUUCAAAUUAUGGCUUAAAAGAAAGCAGCAGGACCAGAUGAAAGAAAAACAGAUGCAAACGCUGAAGGAGCAAGAAGAGGGCAUGUUCUUCCUUCCAAGAACAACUGAAAAUGACAAAGCUUAUAAACAAUGGCUAAGGAGGAAGAGACGUGAGAGGCGAGAAGAGCAACUAGUUGCUAGAGAACGAUCCAAACAGUUUAGGCAAGAAGCCAGAAGAGCAAAACAAAUAGAAAAUAUUCUGCAUUCAAUUUCUGAACCAAAGUCCCUUCGCUUUCCAGAUCAGUACUGCUGAGAUUUAGAAGCCCUGGAUCCCUAGUAUUCCAGAAUAUCUUGCAUCGCUUGAGAUUGCCUGUUGGAAGUGGUUUCUCUUCUGGAAUGUUUUGAAGUCCUUCAAUAAUGGCUUAAUUUUCUCUAUCUUAGUAAUUUUCCCCAUCUUAAACUUGGAAUAACUAUCUAUUUGUGAAUAGAUCGGGAUUGCCUUCUCAGUUCUAUAAAACUUACAUAAAAUAAAUACUCCUCCUGUAAAUAUGGUGUAUUUUUUUUAAGAAUUAGUUUAUCUCCCAACUUACCAUUUUCAUACCUGGAAUUUGGUUAGAGAUGUUAUACCACCAAUCACAGCUGUAUCAAACAAAAAAAUGGCUGCAUAAUACUAUGCCAUAGCAUUAUCUGGAAGUCCCAUUGUAAAUAAUCCAGGGUAUUUGGUGUGUUAUUGAGAAAUUGCAAAUUAAACCACCAACCCCAUCCCCACUGUCAAGAAAUAGAGAUUUACAAAGGAAGUGUUUUUUAAAAGUGAUGACAGUAUAUUUUUGCCUAUUUACAAAUUGGAGAAAAGAGAUACAAGAAGAGUAGUUCAACCACAUUUAAUAGCACCAUUAAAACCUUUUUACUUAAUCUCUCAGGGAUAGUCAUUCCCAAUUUAGUAAAAAAAAACCAACCCUUCUGUAGAAAAGGUGAACUCAGAGGCACAUCUCCAGUAGUUUGCGCAUAAAUGCUGUUGCUACUAUUUGACAUAAAUGUUGUGCAUUAGAUUUAAUCUCACCAAAUCAGCUCCAUCACUUAAGAUAUUUAAAGUACAGUUUAUAGCUAAAGAAGCAUUUUCUGUUUUCAUUAAAAUAUGCAUUUUAACUUUCCCAUGUAACAGUUCUCUAAUACUGGAAAUCAACUGUAGAAAAUACUUAAACACCCACCCUAAUUCUAAAAUAAAAUAGUUCACGUAUAGAAAUAUCUUUUUAAGGAAGAAUAAAAUUGAGGUUCAUGGGAUAUUUCUAAUAUUCUCAAGUGUUCUCUUAAAGAAGAAACAUUGAUACGCAAAUUCUAUAAUUCUUUUUACAGUAUGGAGUAUUUCUCUAAUACAUUCUUGGUUGGCAUUGAAUAACUGACAUUGCGUUACAAAUUUAAUCUGCCACAAAGAAGAAUUUGACAGCAGAACAUUAAAAUCCUGAAAGCUUUAUGAAAGACAUAAUCCCAGCACAAAAUCCAAUCCUCCUUAGAUAAAAGUACAGAAAAUAAAAGUGCACAAAGAUUGUAUGCUUCA
Messenger RNA from Thamnophis elegans (Western terrestrial garter snake), 3224 nucleotides. RefSeq names its product coiled-coil domain containing 181 (gene CCDC181). The record is from RefSeq and is a predicted model, not a curated record. Bases 396 to 1982 code for a protein of 528 amino acids. Gene Ontology annotation, molecular function: microtubule binding. NCBI's taxonomy places the organism in Eukaryota, Metazoa, Chordata, Lepidosauria, Squamata, Natricidae. The transcript is spliced from 6 exons.